This is a messenger RNA of Racocetra fulgida, 675 nucleotides long. The record is from the annotation of a GenBank genome assembly. Lineage: Eukaryota; Fungi; Glomeromycota; Glomeromycetes; Diversisporales; Gigasporaceae.
AUGGGUCUCACAAAUUCCAAAUCAAAUAAUAAUACUUAUAAAAAAGUUUCGUUUGAUAUAAGCACGAAAAAAGAGCUUUUUAAGUACGCGAAUGGACGAAGGUUUCAUAAUGAUGAAAAUUCUAAAUACUUUUUACCAAAUGAUGAUGAAGAAGGCAAUUAUUCGUCUCCUGUUAGUGACUUACUAGAUCGGGGUGGUGCCAAAGUUCUAGAUACUGAUUAUCCAAGAGUUUCAUUUACUGGCAUAGACAUAUCCCCAAUCUAUCCUUCUGAAAUAAAACCUUGCAAUUUAACAUUUCGUACUGCAAAUAUAUUAGAAGGAUUACCAUUCCCUGAUAAUUAUUUUGAUUUUGUAUAUAUGAGAUUCCUAUUAACUGCUUUCACCGAAGACGAAUGGCAAAAUAAAGUUAUUCAAGAAUUAUGUAGAGUUGUUAAACCGGGUGGUUAUCUUGAAAUUAUGGAAGGUGAUAUGGUACUUAAUCCGGAAGAAAGAUUAUGUCCGGUGGGUACUUGGGCUGGUCGUGUCGGUGAAGGCAUAUGUCAAGAUUUUUGCUCUACUCUAUACACGUUACGUUGCGUUCUUAGUGACGUAUUGGAAUCUGAAGGUAUUAUUGGGGAAAAAGGUGAAAAAUUGGUUUAUGAUGAUUUGGUAAAAGGGUUUGUUGAUGAGGUGUGA